AUGAGUCGUAACCCACUCAAACUGCUCAAGGAUAAGCUAGAUUCUAUGAAAAGAGACAGAGAUUAUUGCAACUCUCAAAUCCUCCAAGAAAGAGCCAAACUUGCAGACUUAGAAAAUGAGCUUUAUCGCCUGCAAACUGAAUAUCAAAGAUCGAAAUCUCAAUUAGACGAAAAAGAAGCCCACUUGCAAAGAUUUAACGAAACAAUUAGGGAGAGUGAAAAUGCUUAUAAUAAACUGCUUAUAAGCACAGACAAGCUAAUAACAUCAUUAGAUCAUGAAUCUCAAAAUGUUUCGCGAAAGUUCAAUAGAAAUAAUAAAUAUUAG
Molecule: messenger RNA, 324 nt
Organism: Blepharisma stoltei
Lineage: Eukaryota; Ciliophora; Heterotrichea; Heterotrichida; Blepharismidae
Source: the annotation of a GenBank genome assembly